AUUCGCAUGUAUCUAGUUGUCAGACUGGCUUCCAAUCAGUUUUGUGUCAGCCAUAAAUUUGUUACCAUAUAGCCUCAUAAUAAUGGAUGUGUAUUAAAAUAUGGUUUUGUAGAUUAGUUCAGUUCAUUGGGCUCAAUGGGAAUCUGGGGAAGUUCUCCUGCGGCCAUGUGUUCAGUGGAGGAGCGUUGCGCGGAAUGGGCAGCCAAGUACAUGGAAUAUUGCCUUUGCAGCACAAAGGAUUGGGUUUCAUUCAUAUUGGGAUUGAUAAGUUUAAUGAGUUGGGCUGUUGCUGAAAUCCCUCAGAUCAUCACAAACUACAAGCAAAAAUCUGCUGAAGGCCUAUCUCUUGCUUUCCUCAUCACAUGGGUAGUAGGCUUCCAAAACAAUACUACAUGGCAAUGUUAUAUACAUUUACAACAUUGAUUGUUGCUGGGCAAACCAUAUACUAUGGCUACAUCUAUUAUCGCCUGAAACCUUAUAAACGUUCUCAUGAGGUAUGGCACUUUUAUCCUUCCAUUAUUCGAUUAUGGGUUUUGUAAGUUUUACACAUGCUCUAUAGUUCCAGAACAAUGAUGGGCUUCCAGGGAACUAAUAAAAUUUGUCAAGACAUGAGGAAGUCCUUUUUAAUGCUUGAAAGAGAGGAAAUGUGUAGUAUGCAAUUUAAAUUCUUCUUUCAGGGAUUGUAACAGUUCACCGUGAAACUUCUCAAUUGGUGCAAUACUGCAGCUCAUCUGAGUAGAAGACAUAGGAUGAGAGCACAUUUAUCAAAUACAUUGGACUUUUUUCGUUUAAGCCAACUGAGUUGACAGAGAGGAAAAAAUCCCAUUCCCAAGAGGAGCAAUUAACAGAAAAGAAAAAAAAAAAA
Coffea arabica (coffee) is the source of this 865-nucleotide messenger RNA. The record is from RefSeq and is a predicted model, not a curated record. NCBI's taxonomy places the organism in Eukaryota, Viridiplantae, Streptophyta, Magnoliopsida, Gentianales, Rubiaceae.